Molecule: messenger RNA, 2325 nt
Organism: Pistacia vera
Lineage: Eukaryota; Viridiplantae; Streptophyta; Magnoliopsida; Sapindales; Anacardiaceae
Product: cation/H(+) antiporter 4-like
Exons: 3
Coding region: 1-2325 (774 amino acids)
Biological process (GO): regulation of pH; proton transmembrane transport
Cellular component (GO): membrane; endomembrane system
Molecular function (GO): antiporter activity
Source: RefSeq, a predicted model, not a curated record
AUGAACAACUUUACAAGCGAACGAAGAUACCCAACUGAGAGUUGCCUUGUGCUUCCUCCUCUGAUCAGCUCUGCUGGCUUGUUGACAGCAUCUGAUGAUCAAAAUUAUAGAUGGCUUGAUUAUGCAUCUCCUAGACUUCAGUUGAUCAUAGUUUUGAUCUUUGUCCUCACUCAAGGCUUUCAUUCUGUGCUCAAACAAUUAGGCCUGCCAAUCAUGACUUCCCAGAUCAUUGCUGGUGUAUUGUUAUCUGAAGCAGUGCUUCCAAAACAAUGGUUAGAUAUUCUGAUGUCAGAAGAUAGUGUUCAAUUGAUUGGCACCUUAGGGGAGUUUGGCUAUUCAGUUUUUGUCUUUCUGAGUGGGGUGAAAAUGGACAUGAGCAUGGUAACCAGAGUGGGAGCAAAGGCUUGUUAUCUAGCUUUUAUAUCCAUUCUAGUGCCGAUGAUAUAUGUCGUGUCAAGCAUAGUAAUGUUGACCAACAACCGGAAAGAAUUAAACAGCAUGAUGCAUAUUGCACCAUUGUUUUAUAUCACAUGCUUUCCAGUCAUUCAUUGCCUUCUCACAGAACUGAAAAUCCUCAACUCAGAACUUGGCAGACUAGCACACUCAACAGCGAUUAUUGCUGACUUUCUUAGUUUUAUUUGUGUAAUUGGCAUCUCCGUUGCUCUAGGAAUAAUUCAAGGAUUUCCUAAAUCCUUUCUUCCUCAACUAGGAAUUACAUUCUUCUUCAUUUUUAUUGCUAUGAUUGUGCUCCGACCAAUAAUGCUUUUGAUUGUGAAAUUAACCCCUGAAGGACGACAGGUAAACCAAACUUACAUAUAUGCAAUAAUAGUGGUGUUCCUAAUCAGUGUGAGGGUUAUUCCUCGAGGGUGUAAUAAGUUUUAUUUCAUAGUAAUUUAUGUUCUUGGCUUGGCUGUGCCUCAUGGACCCCCAUUGGGAUCUGCUCUGGUGGAGAAAUUUGAGUGUAUGGCUUCAUGUUUGUUUUUGCCAAUAUUUGUCACAACAUGUUCCAUGAGAUUACAGAAGUUAACUCUUGAUUUCAGAAACGAAAUGGUAAAAGAGCUUGCAAUUAUUGCUGCAAUGACUUUAUUGGUGAAAUUUUUGUCAUGUUUGGGCCCAUUGUUGUAUACGAAAAUGCAUAAACCUGAUGCAAUUGCUCUUGCUCUCAUAUUGAGCGCCAAGGGAGUUAUUGAGCUAGCUGCUUAUACCUUCAUGAGCGAUGGAAAGGUUCUCUCUCCACAAGUAUUCAAUGCAGGACUUAUUUUUGUCACUUUCAGUGCAAGCAUUGUGCCUGUUUUGGUGAGAAAAUUGUAUGAUCCUUCGCGGAAAUAUGCAGGCUAUCAAAUAAGGAAGAUCAUGGAUGCCAACCUUGAUGAAGAACUGCAUAUUGUUACUUGCAUUCAUGUUCCAAACAAUGUCACAUCAGUCAUCAACAUGCUGAACAUCUCAUGUCCAACCAGAGAAACCCCUCUAGCUGUUAGUGUACUUCACCUUAUCAAGCUCAGUGGGGUUGCAGCCCCAAUUUUCAUUUCCCAUGAAAAGAGAAGCAAAAGAUUCACUCGUUACUGGUACUCCGAAAAUGUCAUUCUUUCUUUCAUGAAAUUUGAGGGAAAUCAUUUUGGAACUGUAAAAUUGAAUGCCUUCACAGCUAUCUCUUCACCAGAGUUCAUGCAUGAUGAUAUUUGCACUCUUGCUCUUGACAAGCUUGCCUCUCUUAUCAUCCUACCAUUUCACAGAACAUGGUACAUUGAUGGCUCACUCGAAUCCGAAGAGCGCACCGUCAGGAAUCUAAACCUCAGAGUCUUGGAAAAAGCUCCUUGUUCCGUAGGAAUCCUCAUCGAUCAUGGCAACAUAAGGCGACCUAUCUAUUUGGAUGCACCAAUAGAAUCAUACUCCGAGGUUGCUAUGCUAUUCUUCGGUGGCAACGAUGACCGCGAAGCGUUGACAUUAGCCAAAAGAAUGGCUAGGAAGACGACAGUUAGACUUACAGUAGCACAAUUCGUUGCCAAGAAUGAUGAUGGUGAAGUAGACUGGGGUACAAUUCUUGAUUCUGAGGUUAUGAGGGAUGCUAAGAACAAUGAAUAUAUCAACUACGUUAAGCACGUCGUAAAUGAUGGACGUGAAACAGUGAACAUUGUUCAUUCCUUGGUGAAUGAAUUUGAUCUCAUCAUUGUUGGGAGAAGAUACAACAUAGAAGAUCCACAGACUUCGGGACUUAAAGAAUGGAGUGAAUUUCCAGAGAUUGGAAUCAUGGGAGACUUGCUCGCCUCCAAAGAUUUAACUGGGAAAUGUUCAGUCUUGGUUGUACAGCAACAACGUACAGUUUAA